GGAGCAGCCACACCUGCCUGAAGUUUUGAGUAAGAGGGGGUGGAAACUGCACCAGCACCGCCCUCUCGCAGGCCCUGAGGGCCCCUGCGGUCUGCCGGUCACAGUGGGUCCCACAACUUCCUCACUUCCCUAAAUGGGCAACUUCAUAUUUAGAACCCCAGGUCUUCCCUGGCAGCCCCAAGUGGUACGUCCAGCAUAGGCCUGGGGCCCUGACCUCGGAUCCCUGCCCCCUGCUGGACUUGUGCCCGUCCCCACUGCUCGGAGCCAUGGCUCCCGCCUUGCUGCUGCUGCUGUGGCUCCAGGGCCCUGUCGCAGGUGCCCCUGUCGAGAGCGUGUACUCCAAAGUGCGGCACUUUGAAGGGGAGACUCUGUCUGUGCAGUGCUCCUACAAGAGCCGCAAAAACCACACAGAGGGUAAGGUUUGGUGCAAAAUCAGGAGGAAGAAGUGCGAGACUGUGUUCACCCGUGUUGGGGUGCAGGGGCCGCGCUAUUUGCUGCAGGACGAUACCCAGGCCAAGGUGGUCAGUAUCACCAUGGCGGCCCUGAGGCGCCAGGACUCGGGCCGGUACUGGUGCAUGCGCAACAGCUCUGGCGUCCUCUACCCUCUGAUGGGCUUCCUGCUGGAAGUGUCUCCAGCCUCCACAACCAAGAGAAACACUCCUCUUACGAAGCUGCCCACCAUCCUCCAGAGUGGAACUGUCGUCACAGCAGGCCCAGCCCUCACCUCAGGCCCUGAUGCCCCUUUCACCACCAGCACGACGGUGUUCACACCUGGACUUCUCACCUUGGCUAGACUCUUGCCCUUCCCUGCCUCAGGGAGCAUCAGACUGACCUCUGUGACGGGCUACGGCUUCACUGGCACCAGCCCCUCCACCACGGGGCCCAGUAGGACCAUGGGGUCCCAGACAGUGACUGCGUCUCCCAGCAAUGCCGGAGCCUCCGCUGCUGGUCCAGCCUCCACCCCCACUAAGGCUGGGCACCUGUGCACCAUGGGAUCGCCCACCACGGGAAUGUGCCCCACUGGCAGGUCUCUCCUCAACCUAUUAUCCCCCAGCAGGCACCAGGACUUCUAUCCUGCUGUGCUCGUGGCGGUGCUGGCCUUGCUCCCAGUGCCUGUGAUGCUGAUCGUGGUCUAUGGGUUCUGGAAGAAGAGACACAUGGGAAGCUACAGCAUGUGCCGUGAUCCUGCCAGAUCCUGGAGGGACCCAUCCACAAGACCAGAGCCUCCGUGGAAGCCUGCUUGGUCUGAAGCCACUUAACUGUAUGAUGGGGGGGAGCUUCUCCCAGAGGGGUCCCGGGAGACCAGAGGAGGAGUGAAGAUGGGGACCUGUCUGGAUUGGAGCCAGGCUGGGGAUGAGGACUGUGCAAUGCUGGACUCAGGCCUUCCCAGAACCGGAGGCUGCACUGCAUCCUCUCAGUUCCCCUGGGCUGCCCGGAACCUGGCGGGGGACAGGGGGCAGAGCAGGGGGCACCAGGUGGGAAGUCCCUGGGGGUAGGGGGGGAGCCACUGAGGUGAUUCUGCUGAGAGCCACAGACUCCUGGGCCCUGGCUGGAUGGCAGAGAAGCCCCAGGUGUGCUGUUUGCAGACAGAGACCUCAGCUCCCAUCGGCCUUGGAACCUCUUACUAUCUAGCUGAUGGGGGGAGGGGUGGACAGCUAGGGCUGCCCUCUCCCCACCCGGGGCUCUGUCCUCAGUUUCCCUCUGCUCUUUUCAAGCGUCCCUAUGCCCUUGGGGGAAGAAAGAGUCCAGAAACAGCCCGUGUCCCAAGGGUCCCACCCUGGAAGAGAAGAAGGAACAGUGACUAAGAGUUGGGGGUCACCAAAGGUGUUGGGGAUCCCAGAGCUGUCCAAGCCCCCCACCCCCUGGGCCAAGUGUCCUCUACGGGGCCUCUGGAUGGGCCCUGAUCUGACUGUGGCUGCUUGUCCAUCGAGUCCUGGGAGCCAGCAGAGCCCCCACUCCCGCUGCUGCUGCCUGCUGGCCGGCCCCUCCAGGGAAAGCUGUGACCGCGCAGCUGAGAACCCCUCACCCGCAGGACCAGCCUGUCCCUCGACUUGCAUGCAGAGGCUGAUCAGGGCUCUCUCCCCCAGUUCCCACACCCAGGCUCCGGGUCUGGGCUCCUGAAGAGAACAGGGGGCCCUUGAGAGUCCACUGGAGGGGAGGCCAUGGCUCAGAGAAGGGGGGGUCACCUUCCCUCUGGGGACUCAUUGUCUCCUGAGAAGAGAGGACCCACUGGUGACACAGCAAAGAUAACUCAGAGCUGACCAGAGCCUGGAGGACUGCCUGGGCUGGGAGGGGCAGGGAGGAUGGAGCUAAGGAGCCUGGGCCAGGGGCCCAAUGGCCGGGGGCGUCUGCCCCUGCCUCACUGGCUCGUGCCUCAGAGUUGGCUUCUUCUGCGGCGAAGGCUGAAGAAUAUGGACUGCGUUCCUCCCCUAGGGAGGGGUAUCCCCCAGCCUGGAGCCACUGGAAUGAGAGACUGCGGGGAGAUGUGGCCUGUCCACCCUCGGCCUUGGGACACAGCCCUCCCAGGUGGGAGAUCAAAUGUCAUAGUCAGGGGAGUGACACAGCUGGGGCCUUGGUGGGCAGCCAGCCUGCAGGUGCCACUCCAGGAUGGAAGUGGGGAGGGAGGAAGGGGCAGGGGGCAAUCCUGGGGGACAGCAGGGAGGCAGCCCCUCUUUCCUAUGUCCAGGAGAAGGCACUAGAGGGGAGACUCAGACUGAGGAACUGACAGACCUGGUGCCAGGAGAGAGACACACACACAGACACACACACACAGACACACACACACACACACACACACACACACACAGACACACACACACACACACACACACACACACACACACACACACACACACGGUGAUAGCCGUCCUCCUGAUCCUGGUGUGUAACUAGGACGGUGUUGAUUCUCCACCCUAAAACCACACGCUGACAGCCCUGCGCCGGCUGAGAGCGGGAUGUUGGUGGGUGCAGAGGCUCAGGACCGGGACCCAGGGAUGCCACCUGUCACUGUGGGACCCUGUGCAAGUCACUAACCGUAUUGGGCCUCAUUUUUCCUCUCUUGUGAAAGGGGACACUAAUUCCUACCUCUCAAGACUGUUUUCAGGAUAAAAUGAAUUAACACGAACCUCAUACACUGAGUAAAAGCCUCAUGCUGCUUGGUCCUCCAGUUCUUUUCCAGGUCUGAUGCUUGUCACAUUCUACUUUUAAAACCAUCGGAUCCUAUUUCUCUGUUUUGUACUUGACGGGAAGGGGCUAGGGAGGGUGUAGGGGGACAUGGUCUGGGCCCAGGCAGAGGCCUCUGUUACCUGAUGUCAUGCUGGGUAGCUGUUAGGUGGACCGACUAUCCUUAUCUGCCCAGGAUGAGGGGCUCCUGGAACCGGGCACACCUCCCACCCGUGAAGCCUGCUCCCAGGUGAAUCCAUGGUAAGGAAGGACACAGGGUGCUGAGAAGGAGGUGCAGACUCCGUACCCAGCUUCCUAGCUCUUAUGGGCCAGGGUGGCCUCUUUGGACCUCCAGGCUCCAGGACAUUUUACUCAAACCCUGGCCCCUUACAUGCUCCUUCUGUUUGCCCUUCUCCCCGGAGCUCCAGGGGUAUCCAGACCCCCAGCAGAUCCAGGGCGGGCAGGUGCAGGGCAGGGGCGGGUGUCAGGCCAGAGCUGCUAUUGCCUUUGGUGGACGAGACGAGGAGUCUUCCUGAGCAAUGGACUGAGACUACGGGACAUACCUGCGAAGGGCUUCCUGUUGUGGCCAAGGGAAGGAACAAAUACAGGAAGCCCAGCACCCAUGGGAUGUUCACUCUGUGAGCCCUGAUCUGAUCCCACAGGACACAUGUGUUCUUGCUGUGAGGCCAGCAGGCAAGCCUGAGGUUCACAGUCCCAA
Orcinus orca (killer whale) is the source of this 3880-nucleotide messenger RNA. Its product is annotated as trem-like transcript 2 protein. Bases 267 to 1259 code for a protein of 330 amino acids. Gene Ontology annotation, molecular function: signaling receptor activity. Lineage: Eukaryota; Metazoa; Chordata; Mammalia; Artiodactyla; Delphinidae. The record is from RefSeq and is a predicted model, not a curated record. The transcript has 5 exons. Gene Ontology annotation, biological process: T cell activation. Gene Ontology annotation, cellular component: cell surface.